UUUCGCACCGGUUGUUUACAAACGUUUAGCAAGUUUUUCCUAAAAAUUGUGAUACCUAUUUCCCUCGAAUUUCCCGUGCUUUCCGGUUCCAACCUGCCUCAAACUGGUCGCAACAAGCCGAGCCACGAUGCCGAUAUCUGCGGGCGUUGAUUUGGCGGAUGUCUUCUUCAAUGAAGAGGACCUGCCGUACGAGGAGGAAAUCCUCCGGAACGCGUACUCGGUCAAGCACUGGAUGCGGUACGUCGAGCACAAGCGCAAUGCGCCCAAGUUCGUGAUCAAUACGGUGUUUGAGCGAGCGUUGAAGGAGCUGCCCGGGUCGUACAAACUUUGGUACAACUAUUUGAAGACGCUGCGGCGGCAGGUUAAGGGCAAGUGUAUCACGGAUUCGGAGUAUGAGGAGGUUAAUAAUGCGUUCGAGCGGGCGUUGGUGUUUAUGCACAAGAUGCCCCGGAUUUGGAUGGAUUACUGUGCGUUCAUGACCGGGCAGUGCCGGAUAACGCGGACCAGGCAGCUGUUCGAUAGGGCGUUGAGGGCGCUGCCGAUUACGCAGCACCACCGGAUGUGGCCGCUGUAUUUGCAGUUUUUGCGCAAGUUUGACAUCCCGGAGACGGCGGUUCGAGUUUGGCGAAGGUAUCUGAAGCUUUGUCCGGAGGACGCGGAGGAGUACGUGGAGUUUUUGGUGUCGAUUGGACAUUUGGACGAGGCGGCGCAGCAGUUGGCCAGCAUCGUGGACAACGAGAACUUUGUGUCGAAGCACGGCAAGUCGAACCAUCAGCUGUGGAACGAGCUGUGUGAGUUAAUUUCCAAGAAUCCGGACAAGGUUCACUCGUUGAACGUGGACGCAAUCAUUCGGGGAGGUCUGCGUCGUUACACGGACCAGCUGGGUCACCUGUGGAACUCGUUGGCCGAUUAUUACGUUCGAAGUGGACUGUUCGAUCGGGCGCGGGAUAUCUACGAGGAAGCCAUCCAGACCGUAACGACGGUUCGUGACUUUAGCCAGGUGUUUGACGCGUACGCCCAGUUUGAGGAACUGAGCUUGAGCAAAGUGAUGGAAGAGAUGGCCAAGAAUCCGACCCCGACUGAGGACGAAGAAAUUGACGUGGAACUUCGAAUGUCUCGCUUUGAAUAUCUGAUGGAGCGUCGGUUGCUGCUGUUGAACAGUGUCUUGCUGCGGCAGAAUCCGCACAAUGUGGCCGAAUGGCACAAGCGCAUCGAGCUGUUCGAGGGCAAGCCCCACGAGAUCAUCAACACGUACACGGAGGCGGUGCACACGGUUCAGCCAAAACUGGCCGUUGGCAAGCUGUACACGCUGUGGGUUGAGUUUGCCAAGUUUUACGAAAAGAACAAACAGCUUCCGGAUGCGAGGAUUGUGUUUGAAAAGGCCGUCCAGGUUGACUACUUGAAGGUGGAUGAACUGGCCAGCGUUUGGUGCGAGUGGUCCGAGAUGGAAAUCCGCGCGGAGAAUUACGACGAAGCGUUGAAGAUCAUGCAGCGCGCAACGGCGAUGCCCAAGCGGAAGGUUGCCUACCACGACGAUACGGAGACGGUUCAGAUGCGCGUUUAUAAAUCUCUCAAGCUAUGGUCCAUGUACGCGGAUCUUGAAGAGUCCUUCGGGACGUUCCAAACCUGCAAGCAAGUUUACGACCGCAUCAUCGACCUGAAGAUUUGCACGCCCCAGAUCAUCAUCAACUACGCGCUCUUCCUAGAAGAACACAACUACUUUGAAGAAGCGUUCAAAGCGUACGAAAAGGGCAUCUCCCUGUUCAAGUGGCCCAACGUGUACGACAUCUGGAACACCUACCUCACGAAAUUCCUCAAACGCUACGGCGGCCAAAAGCUCGAACGUGCUCGCGAUCUCUUCGAACAAUGCCUCGACGGAUGUCCCCCAGACCUGGCGAAAAACCUGUACCUCUUGUACGCCAAACUCGAGGAAGAUCACGGCCUGGCCCGUCACGCGAUGGCCGUCUACGAGCGCGCAACAACCGCCGUCAAGGAGGACGAAGCGUUCGCCAUGUUUAACCUGUACAUCAAGAAGGCCGCCGAAAUCUACGGAAUCCCGCGCACCCGCCAGAUCUACGAAAAGGCCAUCGAGGUCCUCCAGGAAGCGCAAUCCCGCCAGAUGUGCAUGCUGUUCGCCGAGAUGGAAACGAAACUCGGCGAAAUCGAUCGGGCCCGCGCCAUCUACGCGCACUGCUCGCAAAUGUGCGACCCGCGCAUUACGGCCGAGUUCUGGCAGACGUGGAAGGAGUUCGAGAUUCGUCACGGCAACGAGGACACGAUGCGCGAGAUGUUGCGCAUCAAGCGAUCGAUCCAGGCCACGUACAACACGCAAAUCAACAUGAUGUCCGCGACGUUGAUCAACUCGGCGGUGACGGGAGCGGGCUCGUCGGAACCGAGGGAUGCGAUGCGCGCACUGGAGGCGAAGGCAGCGGAAACGUCGGCCCGGGCGAUCGCGGCCGUUGGGGCGAGCGGCGGCAACAUUAUGUUUGUGCGGGGUGAGACGCAGGGCGGGUCGAAGAACGCUGACAAGGUGGUCAAUCCGGACGAGAUCGACAUCGACGAGGAUGACGAGGAGGAAGAGGAUGAGGAAGAAGGGACCGAGGGUGAGGGUGGGGAAGCUGCGGAGGACGUUAGCAAGAAGAUGCCCAUUCAGAAGCAGGCGGUUCCGGCCAAGGUGUUUGGUAGUUUGCGACGCGAGGAGGAGGAGGAUGAGUAAAGUAGGUUGGGUGUUCUACUAAGAAUGAAGAAAUUGUGAACAAUACA
This is a messenger RNA of Culex quinquefasciatus (southern house mosquito), 2763 nucleotides long. RefSeq names its product pre-mRNA-splicing factor syf1 homolog (gene fand). Gene Ontology annotation, biological process: mRNA splicing, via spliceosome; generation of catalytic spliceosome for first transesterification step. The coding region runs from base 128 to 2716 and encodes 862 amino acids. Lineage: Eukaryota; Metazoa; Arthropoda; Insecta; Diptera; Culicidae. Gene Ontology annotation, cellular component: U2-type catalytic step 2 spliceosome; Prp19 complex; post-mRNA release spliceosomal complex. The record is from RefSeq and is a predicted model, not a curated record. Gene Ontology annotation, molecular function: protein binding. The transcript has 2 exons.